Molecule: messenger RNA, 846 nt
Organism: Budorcas taxicolor (takin)
Lineage: Eukaryota; Metazoa; Chordata; Mammalia; Artiodactyla; Bovidae
Gene: AQP6
Product: aquaporin 6
Exons: 4
Coding region: 1-846 (281 amino acids)
Biological process (GO): transmembrane transport
Cellular component (GO): apical plasma membrane; plasma membrane
Molecular function (GO): nitrate transmembrane transporter activity; water channel activity
Source: RefSeq, a predicted model, not a curated record
AUGGAGUCAGGCCGGGGCAGCUUAGCCAAGAUGCUGGUGUGCCGGCUCUGGAUGACCAUCAGCAAGGCUCUGUUUGCCGAGUUCCUGGCCACGGGGCUGUACGUGUUCUUUGGCGUGGGCUCGGCUCUGAGAUGGCCCCUGGCGCUUCCCUCUGUGCUGCAGAUCGCCAUCACCUUCAACCUGGCCACAGCCGUGAUCGUGCAGAUCACCUGGAAGUCCAGCGGGGCCCACGUCAACCCUGCUGUGACGCUGGCCUUCCUCGUGGGCUCCCACAUCUCCUUGCCCCGGGCUGUGGCCUACGUGGCUGCACAGCUGGCAGGGGCCACGGCGGGAGCUGCUCUGCUUUACGGGGUCACGCCUGGGGACAUCCGAGAAAACUUUGGGGUCAAUAUGGUCCGGAGCAGUGCCUCGAUUGGCCAGGCGGUGGCGGUGGAGCUCAUCUUGACCCUCCAGCUCGUGCUCUGCGUUUUCGCCUCCACUGACAGCCGUCAGAACACGGGCUCCCCUGCAGCCACAAUUGGAGCUUCGGUGGCAGUGGGCCACCUCAUCGGGUUCUAUUUCACCGGCUGCUCCAUGAACCCAGCCCGCUCCUUUGGUUCCGCUGUCAUCGUGGGGAAGUUUGAAGUCCACUGGAUCUUCUGGGUGGGACCUUUGACGGGAGCCGUCCUGGCUUCGCUGAUCUACAACUUCAUCCUGUUCCCUGACACCAAGACCCUGGCCCAGCGACUGGCCAUCCUCACGGGCAGUGCAGAAAUGGAGAAAAUGGAAGGGGAAGAACCCCAGAAAAAAGAAAGCCAGUCCAACUCAGAGGACACUGAGAUGGAGAGUGUGUGUCAGGUGGCAUAG